Molecule: messenger RNA, 9323 nt
Organism: Diachasmimorpha longicaudata
Lineage: Eukaryota; Metazoa; Arthropoda; Insecta; Hymenoptera; Braconidae
Gene: NfI
Product: nuclear factor 1 X-type
Exons: 12
Coding region: 1471-3465 (664 amino acids)
Biological process (GO): regulation of transcription by RNA polymerase II
Cellular component (GO): nucleus
Molecular function (GO): DNA-binding transcription factor activity, RNA polymerase II-specific; RNA polymerase II cis-regulatory region sequence-specific DNA binding
Source: RefSeq, a predicted model, not a curated record
GAAAAGAACUACUUCCCAGUGAAUAAAGCUUGUUAUUAGCCUCAUUGCAUUUUACGAGUAUAAUGGUGCUACACUGAUAGUUUCAUUCCAAACAAAUAUAUGUUUGUUUAUUUAUUUAUUUUACUAUAUGCCAGCCUGUGGAGAAAUGCAAAUGCCACAUUGUGCAUCCUCCCCUAUCUCAUUUGGCGGAUAAAGCGUAGUGUUAUCACGUAUAUGUGCGCGUUCUAUGUCCCGCCAGACGAAGAGGAGUUUGGCUAUCGAUCGCUUUUGCCAGUAGCCGCGUGGUCGUCGUUAUAUUUCUCCUAUCUUGGUUUUUCUAGAAAGACUGCAUUAGACUUUCCGAUGCAAUGUUUUUAUUCGUUGAACAUUCCAAGUAAAUAAUAAGUAUUUAAUAAAUCAUGUCGUCAGUAUAUAUUAUAAAUAAGGAGGCGACAAGGGUAAAUGAUUAUGUUAAUGCCCUAACAUAAUAGAAAAAAUAAUAGAGGGUAGGGAAGCGGUAUGGAUAGAUGAAUGCUCUUGGUUCGAGGGCAAAUCUCGUAAGCUAGGACAUGGACUAUUAAUAAACAGUGUUUGGGGGUGCCGUACCUGGGUGCUUCUAUGUGGCCGCGGCGUGCGCCUUCUCUUUCUGGUGCUUACUGUGAUUGUGUACGUUUAUAUAUACUCUGUCUCACUUGACUGUAGUCUCAAUUGGUGAGAAGAGUGCGGCCAUCCACCGGCGUCUCAGUGUCGCCGCGACGACCGACGUCGUCGUCUACUACGUCGUUAGGUUUUCCCUCUUGCAUUAUUAUCUUUUUCAAUAGUAAAUGGGAACUUCCCAAAUAAUAGUUCAUUAUCCUUCCCCAUGGUUUCAGAAUCGCUCGUUCAAUUAUUUCUUCAAUGAAAAAAAAAAAAAAAAAGAAAAUCCAAUUGUAAUAUUUCAUUAAAGAACAUUUUUAGGACGAUCUCUAAACAUUUUUAGUGUUCUUCCCUCUCUAGGUUCGGACUUAAAAUCUCGAAGUUUAAUGUUUCUUCUCACUUGUUUCUCACCGUAAUAAAGUUCCUUAGUGAGGCGAUGACAUGAAAUUAAAUAUUUCUAAUCUUUCGAUGCGCAAAACAUCAAUUUAAAUAUAUGAGAAUAAAAAAUACUCCCUUCAAGUUAUAGUUAUAAUAUUUCCCUAUUGAGAGUCUACUGCAGUGAUCGAUCAUUAAAAUAUAUGAGAGAGAGAGAGAGUGAAGAAUCGUGAUUUUCUGUGAUUGCUGAGAUCUUUUGAUGCAAUAAGUUACGGGUAGAGGAGCUGAGUAAGGAAGGAUUAAUAAGCGAGAAUAAAAGAGCAGAUGAGGCCACGAUCAACCUGUGUCCAGGAGGUGGAGGAGUACCGGUGUGACCUGCGCUACGGUUAUUUCGGGAAUACAUGUUUCUGACAACCAGACGAAGAUAGAAACGGACGUACGCUUGUGUGCCACAGCGGCCCCAGUCCUUGCGAGUACUCGAUGGAUGAGUUCCAUCCAUUCAUUGAGGCCCUUCUUCCAUUCGUGAAAUCAUUUUCAUACACGUGGUUCAACUUACAAGCAGCCAAAAGACGUUACUACAAGAAGCAUGAGAAGCGGAUGAGCUUAGAAGAAGAACGUCAAUGUAAGGAGGAACUGCAGAAUGAAAAAUUAGAAGUGAAGCAGAAAUGGGCCUCACGGCUUUUGGGGAAAUUAAGGAAAGAUAUAACACAAGAAUACAGAGAGGACUUUGUCCUGAGUAUAACUGGAAAAAGGCCGGCAAUGUGUGUCUUGAGCAAUCCUGAUCAAAAGGGAAAAAUGAGACGAAUCGACUGUUUGAGACAAGCAGAUAAGGUUUGGAGGUUGGACCUUGUUAUGGUGAUCCUGUUCAAGGCAAUACCUCUUGAAUCAACAGAUGGUGAACGUUUAGAAAAAACCGCCGAGUGCGCCCAACCAGGCUUAUGUGUGAAUCCCUAUCACAUCAAUGUCUCCGUCCGAGAACUCGAUCUAUACCUUGCCAAUUUUAUCACGAGCCACGAAGUACUAAACGGCAUUUGCAACCCCAGUAAAGAGGAGGAACGGCGACGAAAAGGUGCAGGGUAUCACGAACUGUAUAAUGGUGUCGUAUGCAACGAUACGAUCCUAGCUACUGGUGUCUUCAGCUCAAAGGAGCUUUGGAUGCUUUCAAAAGCGUCCAUACUGCAUGACCUCAGCGACAUGCAGCCUCAAAUAAACGCGAUCAAAAUAGAGCACCCGCCGUACUACUGCAGCAGCUACACACCUCCGUCCGUGGCGUCCGCAGCAGAUCAUGCUCAGCCCGCGGCCAGCUUUAGUCCACCGCCGGUUCAUCAAUUAAUACGAAAUGACAAGACUGAAAAACCCCCAGUUUCCGUAUCGAGCGCACCAAAUUUUUCUCCGGUCCUAAGGCCUGAAGAGGGUCACCGUGGAAUGGAUUCACCCCACUCGCAGGCCGGAUUACAUUCGCCUCAUGAGGGUCUUGCUAGUGGUUCUAGUCAAGGCGGGAGCAUGACCAGCCUCGCCUAUUAUCAACCUGAGCACUCGGUCCCGAGCGGUGUCGUCAAGUAUCCGGAGAAUGGGCACGAUACGUUAUCAGAUUUUGUCACAUUUGUUUGUCAAGAGGCUGAAAAUACUCAGCAAUUACCCCAGGCACAAUUAACUGGCCCACGUCCUGGCGUACAAAAGUUCUCGCAGUAUUACCCGAGCUCAAUGUUACCACCACCGCCACCGGCACCAAUGGCAAGGCCGGUUGCAAUAAUACGCUCAACUGGUGAAUUAAGUGCGACUGGCUCAGGCUCACCCCCUAAUUCAUCGACGUCGCCAAUAGAUCCUGCUGAUCUCAACAAUACUAAUCAAGAUCAACAAUUAGCUGCAGCAGCGGCUGCUGCUGCUGCUGUGGGUCUUGUUGGUUCCGGUUGUCAAAAUAGUGUAGAUACUACAGGAAGAAAGAGUCCUACGCGGAUUCUCGUAACUGCGCCACAUACGAGUCGAGAAUAUACAUUUGCACAUUUCCAUUCACAACCUGGUCAGCAAAUAUUCACUUAUCCAACAAUAAGUUCUAUGUCUGGUGUGAUAUCACCUACGAAUCUGUCACUCUUUUCAUCACCGGUCCCAGUAACACGACCUGUUGCCACUCAGAGAUCAGUUGCAAGUAUCCCACCACGUUGGAAUACAGCACCAUUUAUCAAUUUAGAAGAUGACUACAAUAUGAUUGCGCCGAUUAUUGCCGGCACACCUGGUGAAGCUUCCUCGUCAAUAGACGAUGACCGAUACUUCCAUGCAGUACAUACAAGCAGUAUGGACAAAAGUGGAUCUGGGCCUUUAAUUGUUAAUGAAAUUGUCGGUCAAGAUCCUAAUACUCAUCAUCAUCAGGCUCAAUCCCAGCAGCAGCAGCAACAACAACAACAACAACAACAACAACAACAAAAUCAGCAGCAUAUUCUUCACGAGAAAAAUGGCAGGCCAAAAUCCCCACCGUGACGUUGCGCACUUCACCAUGAGGCUAUUUUAUUAACGGAAGCAUCCUUUGGGGCUGCUCUCUCCAUGCGAGUUUCGUAAUUAAAUGAAGGCAAUCUCAUUAAAUUCUAUUCAAUUCUUAUUUAUGUUGACAAAAUCAAUAAUAUCAUUUAGCUGAUCUUUAUUUGUUGUUAAUUCCAAAAUUUCUUACCAUCAUUUAGUCAGCGGCAAUUUUUCUAAAUGAAAUUUUUUACCAGCAUAUUAUACUAUUUAAGAUUUGGUAAUGGGCAGUGUUUACUUAAUCAUUUAGUGUUCUUCUUUCCUUUAAAAUUCCAAAAUGAGAAAUUUCACAAAUUGAUAUCAUCACCUUCUACAACGAUUUUAUUGACCCCAUAACAUCUCUUAAUAAAGUAACGAGCUCAUAGAUAAUAUUCUGAAUCGUGACAGCAAAACGGCGAUGUCAUUGCUAAAUGAAAUGGAAAACAUAAUUAUCCUACGCAUUAGGAGUUUAUUUUUUGAAGAUAUAGUUUGCUAAAUGAAUUGAGCUUAGAAUAAAAAAUUACUGACUAUAUUUUAGGCCUGUAUUUGCUCAGACUAAUUGUAUAUCAGUCAUCACAGGCUAUUAAGUAGGAGAAACGUUAAUGAAGCAGGAUAAAUUAAUAUUUAUACUUAUUAAUCCGGGCAAAGCAAAAAAAAAAUGGCAUAAGACGUUGAGUGAGUUUGAAUUAGUAAUUUUGUGAAUAGAUGUGAAAUGGUAUGACAAAUUAUGUGUGUAUGCGUAUGAACAAAUUAUCUAUUGAUAUUAUUAACAAUGAUGAUGAUGAGCACAAAAAAAUAAUUUGUUAUGGGAUUAAAUCAAGAAAACCAGUGAAAUUUAGGGCUAACGCCAAGCCAUGGUUUACGCAACAGAUGGAAACAUAACUUUUUAUUAUCUAUAAAUCUAUUAAUCAGCAUAUAAAAAGAAGAGAAACCCAUUUAUUAAAAUUUUUGUGUGCCUUUUUUUACUAUGUUUUAUUCUUAUUUUCUAUUCUUAUCCAACCUGAGAAUAAGAGAAGAGUAUUUUAAUUAAAAAAUAUUUCAUAAAUAAGAGUUUUGUAUAGGGGAGGAAAAAAAUUGGCCGAAUUUCGUGACGAAAAAUUUGGAAAUUUAAACCUUUGGGGUGCAUCUAUUAAUAUUUUGUGUAUAUAGUUUAACAGAAAUUUCUGGUGGUUCAAUUUGCCAGAAGUAUGGAGAGAGGUAUAUUAUAGAAAAAUCAAUGAUUUCAUUUUAAAAAUUGUUGAGUCAAACAAAAGAACAACAAAUGCAAUGAAAAAAAAUUGACUAUUUUUUUUUUUGGCGAAUACACUUACAUUUAAUUUAUUCAUUUUUCCCUUUCUCCUGAGUCAUUAACAGAGAAAAUCUUGUUAUUGGAGUUCUACGUCUUUUGGGUUCGGUAUUUUUGAAUGAUAAAAAACUCCUUACAAAUAGGAUUCGGCUCAAUAAUUGUUUCCUUAAUAUAUGCUUUCAAUGGCAGUUAAAGCGAUUAGAGUUUAAUAACUAUCGAAUAAACUGACAAAUUUGAAGAAAAUAUGAGAACAUAAUAUUUUUUCCCCCCUGGGAUUAAAAUUAAUAACAAGUUUAGGUAAAUACUGGUGCAGUUUUGCAAAUUACGGAGAUUUUUUCAUCCGAAAGGCGUAUCAACGAGUGCAUAAGAAUCAAAUAAAAAUGAGUGAGUUAUGAAUUGUAUAUAAAUUUACACUAUAUAUUUUUUAGAUUGAUAAAUGAAUAAGAAAUGUUUAAUUUUUUACUAUUUUCAUUGGCAAUUUGCUUUGGAGAAAAGUUGGACGAAAUUUUUGGCUGUACUCUUUCAUUUAUUUUCAAGAUAUUCAUCGGUAAACCAAUUGUAGAUUUGAACACUAGACAAUUCAAAAACUGGAUCUAUGUUGGCUGGCGUAGCAGUGUCACUAUUUGCACAAAUUUUUCUAGAUUUCGUAAGAGCUUUUAUGAUGGAGAGCAGUGUCAAAAAACAUUCUAAAAAUUAAUGCUCAACUUUGAACAAGUGUUAGAUCCGAGGGAUAUUCCAGUCGAUUAUUAUAAUUUUCUCCACCUGAUCAUUUUUAAUGCUUUACGUGGUAUCAUUAAAGUAUGACAGAAUUGGUACUCAUGUAAAAAAACGCACUCAUAAUGCUCAUUCAUCAGUUCCACAAUCUUGGAAAUCAUCGGAACCGGUGUUGAUUUUCGAAAAAAAAAACUUUAUAUAGCUAAUGAUCAAAUUGCAAUGAUUUACGCCUCUAAUGGUACUAAUAACUCUAUUAUCAUUAUUUAAUACUACGAUUCUUGCUACAACUACUAUUACUUCUAGAAUUAUUACCAUUAUUAUUGCUAACAUUAAUAUAAUUACUACUACCAUUACCACCACCUAUUACCGCCGUUAUUUUGAAGCGGAAGAUUUUAUUAAUAAUAUCGUUAGCGUCUUGAAAAAGUUAUGUUUUUUAAUGAUAAGAAUUUCAAAAUUUCAUUAUUAUUGUCGAUAAAUAAAUUAAGUAAACAAAGACUCGUUCGAGAUAUGGAUAAUAAUCACGUACUGCAUGCAGUGGCAGGAAGAAAUAAUGUGGUGCGAAGAUGAAUAAAAGGUUUUUUAACCAAGGCAAGAUAGAAAAAUGUAACUUGUACAAGGUUGACGCAAUGAGAAUAAUUGAGAAAUAUGAAAGAAAAAUAUUUCUAGAGGAAUUAUACAGCAAGAUACAUAAGAGAAAGUAGUGAUUGCCUAAUUAUUCGCAAAUUUAUGUUAUGAAGAUUGGUAGGCUUCAUUAACAAUGAGAUUCAAUGAAUGAAACAAUGACAAACAGUAGGUGAUUUUGGGGGUAUAAUUGAGUAAUUACAUCAGCUCCUGAAAAAUGAAGCAAGAAAAAAAAAGUGAUUUAAAAAAAAAUAAUAUCAGUACAGAAAACUCAAUAAAUAGGAUUAUAACUUGCGUGCAAAUGCGAAUAUGUGUAAAUUCAUUCGACUCAUUGAAGACAAAGAAAAGACGACUAGUACGCUUAAGUAGAUUUAGAUAUUAUGGUAAGACCUGAAAUUAAUAGCCACGUACAAUAUGUUAUUUCCAUAAAAAAUAAGGAAUAAAAAAUUAAAAAAUUCAUUCAUUUUGAUUUGAAGAAUGAAUGAACUUAAAGUAAAAUAAAUACUCAAGUAAAAUGCACUCGUCUUCGUUGCAUCUACAGGGUGGCCCGGGACAGUACUGUUAAUAAAAAUUGAUAGAUUAUAGAGAAACCAAGGAAGAUUUUUCAUUUGCAAACUAUGAAAACUGCUAAUUUUUCAAACGAGAUAAAAAAUGAAAGCUAUUUCGCAAAAGGGAGACUGAAAAUGUAAGUCCCUCGGGUUACCCGAAAGAGCUUCUCGUACAUUGUCUCGAGCUGCCUUGAACCGAAAGUGCAUUACUAUAAGAAACUCAGAAAUGGUGAAAAACUUUUUAGAUCAAAUGUAAAAGUUUCUACACCUCGCGGUAUUGAUUUGCGCGUGGAGUCGACUGAAUAGAUUAGAAUAAAUACAAUGAGGAAUGAAUAGAAAAACUGUUUUGUGCACGGAUCAAAUACUAAAUUUUAUUGAUCGGAAUCGCAUAACCCUUAUACAGCUUAAUAACAAAUAAUAUUAAUAAUAAUCAUAAUAAUUAAACCAGAUAUUAUGAAAAUUGUGAAUAAUUGAAAAAGUGUCGGGGCAAUUGGUACUAGGCAUACUAUAAUAUUAAAAGAAAUAAUUAAUCAGCAGAUAUUUAAGCUUUCACAAGAGAAGAUGUUGAAAUGAUGUAGCUUUAUGAAAUGAAAAAGAAAUUUCAAGUAACAUGGGAAAAGUAAAUUUAUUUCAUUAGGCCCGAUAAACUGUGAUUCUAAAGGCUUUGCCUCGGGCCGCCAACUUCACACUUGUUACCACCUCUGAGCACUCGUAUCGAAAUACACUAUGUUUACACUGAUGACAUAAUAUACAAUACUAUAACGGUGUCAAGUGUUAAUUGUCUCUUCUAAAUUCAUCGUUUUCUUUUUUUUUUUUUAUUAUGCAAAAACAGGAGUAAAAAAUUGCAAUGUUCAUUGUACACAGCUAUAUGAUUUUUUUCCAAUGAAAAAUUGUUACUAUUUCCAUUUCCGCCGUAGUAAAAAUGAAUUCCAAUAAUACAAAAACAAUGAUAAUAGUGCAAUACUUAUUGACUUAUUGAAAUAUAAAUGUACAUUGAAAUAAUACGAUUUAUUAAGCAAAUUUGUUAUUACUGAGUAGUGCAACUUGUAUAAAGUAUCUGAUGGUUAUGCUAGAAUGAUCCGAAAAAAGUAGUUGAUUUGUAGUGCACAGAUAAAAACAACAGACAAAACAACCCGAGAGUAGCGUAGGAAAAAAGAAAACAUUGAAUUUUAUGUGGCUGAAAAAUUUAUAUGUUCUUGUGUUUAAAAAAAUGUUAUUUUCUCAAUUAUUUUUUACGAUUAUGAACACAGUUCAUGUUAUAUAUCAGGGAUUAGACUAAUUAGUAUGGCGCCGAGUUGAAAGUGAUGGAAUAAUAAAAUUGGAAUAAUAAUUUAGAAAAAAAUAAAAGUAAAUACAUGAACAAAAAUGAUUAAAAAAAACAUAAGGCAAGGUGGUGAUAGUGGUGGCAAACUGAAAGCAAGAAUUCAUUGAUACAAACAACUGGAACAGAUUAAAUUUAGAAAGAAUAAUGUGAUAGUCGCAUAAAGUUAGUUUUCUUUAAGCGUCGCAAUAAUAAUAAUAAUUAUCAUAAUAAGUAUUCGGUGAACUGAAUGCAAGGAAAAGUAAAAAUGAAUUCUAGAAAGUAGGAGAAGGGCGAAAAGAAUGGCGGGGUAUUGUUUAUCACCUUGCCGCGUCAAUUAUACGUCGUGUCCAUAUUGACUCAAUUAUUGUGUAUUAUAUGUAUAAUACACAACAAUAUUGACAAUAUUGAUGAUUAAAAACUCUUACUACACGAAAUGAAAUUUUUUUCAUUGACUAUUAUGACUAAAUAUAUUCGCACAUCAGUACUGUGUGUAUUACUCUGUAGAAAUCAUUUUCUCGUUAUUUAUUUUCCAUGAGAGUUUUGUCAUUUCAAUCUCCCUAUUUUCUUACGUUAAAAAAAAGGUGGUGAUAUUGCUUUAUCAAUUUAUUACAAUAAAUAGCUGAUACAAUACGGAAUCAUAAAAAUACUCAUCUGUGCUAAUGAUAAUACACCGUCUGUUUCUUCUAAAAUCACUUAUAUCAUUUAGACUUUAAGUACGAGAAUAAUAUCCUAAAAAGUCGCCCUUUCAUCAUUAUAUGAAAAAAAUAAAAUAAAAAUCAAUCAUAGCGGGCACAACUGUAAAUUAUACUCGGAAUGCUUAUGCUAUUAUUUUUAAUUAUGGAAAACAAAGCCACUUGGAUUCUUUCACUGGUUCCUGCAUACGUCUCGUAAAUACUUUCAAUAGUUGACAGUGCACCCUAAAGAUGGAAAAAGAUUGAUAACUUUUGAAAUAUUCUAUGAAAUGAAUUUAUCAAUGAUCUAUUGCAUUGGUUUAGUGGAUUUCUUAUACCUGAUUUUUACAUCAACAUAUUCAAGAACUUCUCCAUCACAAUUCCAGACACUAACAGUUGAUUUGUUAUGGCUAUUACUCAUAGUAUCAACUGACGACAAUUGCGGAAAAGCGUGAAAUGUAAAUUCACGCGCUCGGUAGACUUCAACAAAUGGAAGAUCGUACUGAAAUUUUUAUUAAUUUAUGUAAUUGUCAAUAGGGAAUUGAAACGGUCGUACAAUAUGCCUUGUUUAUAUUCAUUAUGGAAAAUGAAAAAUACACUCUUUGGAGUAAAUAUUCUAUUUAUAAAAUUGAAUGUGGAAUCUCUACAUUCACUCCACUGGUAAUUAAAAAAAAUAAAUAAAACAGUCAAAAUACCCACCA